Rattus rattus (black rat) is the source of this 984-nucleotide messenger RNA. RefSeq names its product sperm acrosome associated 1 (gene Spaca1). The coding region runs from base 1 to 903 and encodes 300 amino acids. Lineage: Eukaryota; Metazoa; Chordata; Mammalia; Rodentia; Muridae. The transcript has 7 exons. Gene Ontology annotation, biological process: acrosome assembly. Gene Ontology annotation, cellular component: acrosomal membrane. The record is from RefSeq and is a predicted model, not a curated record.
AUGCGCGCCAGGGGCGCAGGCUGCCCCGCUUGGCUGCUGGCCCUCGGAUGGCUGAUCCUGGUGGGCCUGCAGGCCUCGCAGGCAUCGAAUGUCACCUCCUCCAUCCAGGAUCCCGGCAUGGCCCGCGAGGGCGAGAGCAGCAGCGAGAACGAGCCCGAGGAGGAGAUUGAGAACGAAGGCGAAGUGGUUGAGACUGAUACCACGAUCGAGGCCGAGGAAGAGGUUCAGAACAAAACAGUAGUCAAAGAAGUAGAAUUCGGAAUGUGCACAGUCACGUGUGGUGUUGGUAUCAGAGAAGUAAUUUUAACCAAUGGAUGCCCUGGAGGUGAAUCCAAAUGUGUUGUUCGUGUGGAAGAAUGCCGUGGACCUGUUGAUUGUGGCUGGGGUAGACCAAUUUCUGAAAGUCUUGAAAGUGCUAGACUAUCAUGUAUCCAUAUAUCUCCUGAAAAUCGUUUCAAAUAUGUAUGGAAGCUCCUAAAGCCAGAUCAACAACCUGUUAUACUGAUAAAUGACUCAGCAGUCCUGGAAGUACCAAGAGAACUUCAUCCUAUGGCUUUCGAGUGUGACACCUUGGACAAUAAUGAAAUGGUGGCAUCUGUUAAGUUCACAGUCUAUACAACAACUGAAUUGCAGAUGAAAAGAUCCACCAGACCAGACACUGAUGCCGUCUUAGUCUUCGUGCUGACCAUAGGAGUCAUCAUCUGCAUAUUUGUGAUCUUUGUAUUGAUUUUCAUAAUCAUAAAUUGGGCGGCAGUGAAAUCCUUCUGGGGGGCAAAAGCCUCAACAACUGAGAUACAGUCCGAGAUGAGCUCUAUGAGGUACAAAGAUUCGACAUCACUUGACCAGUCACCAACAGAUAUACCUGUACAUGAAGACGAUGCUUUAAGUGAAUGGAAUGAAUGAUGUAUGGAUGACAUAUGAGAAACUAGAGACCAUUAGAACAUAUCAGAUUCAUUAUUAUGAAAAUAAAAUAUAUACUGAAAA